Lacerta agilis (Sand lizard) is the source of this 2849-nucleotide messenger RNA. RefSeq names its product male germ cell associated kinase (gene MAK). Gene Ontology annotation, biological process: cilium assembly; intraciliary transport; intracellular signal transduction. Gene Ontology annotation, molecular function: ATP binding; protein serine/threonine kinase activity. Bases 380 to 2350 code for a protein of 656 amino acids. Gene Ontology annotation, cellular component: cilium; cytoplasm; nucleus. The transcript has 15 exons. NCBI's taxonomy places the organism in Eukaryota, Metazoa, Chordata, Lepidosauria, Squamata, Lacertidae. The record is from RefSeq and is a predicted model, not a curated record.
UGCUGCUUGACGCUGCCGCCGCCGCCGCCGCCGGCUCUUGACCCCUGGCCGGGUUUAGAGUCGAGGGAGCUGCUGGUGGUUCGGAGGUUGGGAUGAGGCGGCCAAGGGAAGAAGGAGGAGGACCCGGAGGGGGCGGCCCCGGAGCCUCCGCAGGCGGCCAGCAGCUCAGCGGACUCUUGUAAGAAUGGCAGCAUUAUUCCCUUCACUACGACGUUAUUUCCGGAUAGUGUGGUUAUAAUACUGGAAAAGAAGACUGAUGACUUAAGCAAGUACUAUGACAGAUUACUCGCCCAUGUAACAGCAACAUUCUCAAAAGUCCCUGUUUGAAAAAGAAGCAUUUUUAGCAUUUUAAAGGAUUUGGCUAACCUGUUUUUACAAAAUGAAUCGCUACACAACCAUGAAGCAACUUGGGGAUGGAACAUAUGGCAGUGUACUGAUGGGGAAGAGCAAUGAAUCAGGGGAGCUUGUGGCCAUCAAAAGAAUGAAAAGAAAGUUCUACUCUUGGGAUGAAUGUAUGAAUCUUAGAGAAGUCAAGUCUCUGAAAAAACUUAAUCAUGCCAAUGUAAUAAAGCUGAAAGAAGUUAUUCGAGAAAAUGACCAUCUUUAUUUUGUGUUUGAAUAUAUGAAGGAAAAUCUCUAUCAGCUAAUGAAAGACAGAAAUAAGUUGUUCCCUGAGUCUGUCAUCAGGAACAUUAUGUACCAGAUAUUACAAGGGUUAGCUUUCAUCCAUAAACACGGAUUUUUCCACCGGGAUAUGAAACCUGAAAACCUUCUCUGUAUGGGUCCUGAACUUGUUAAAAUAGCUGACUUUGGGCUGGCUAGAGAACUUAGAUCUCAGCCUCCAUAUACUGAUUAUGUUUCCACCAGGUGGUACCGUGCACCUGAGGUUUUACUGCGAUCCUCUGUUUAUAGUUCUCCUAUCGACAUAUGGGCUGUUGGCAGCAUAAUGGCUGAACUAUACACAUUAAGACCACUUUUUCCAGGAACAAGUGAAGUUGAUGAAAUCUUCAAAAUUUGCCAGGUGUUGGGCACUCCAAAGAAGAAUGAUUGGCCAGAAGGAUACCAACUUGCCACUGCAAUGAAUUUUCGCUUCCCUCAAUGUGUCUCCCUAAACUUAAAGACUCUCAUUCCAAAUGCCAGUAAUGAGGCAAUACAGCUUAUGUGUGAAAUGCUGAACUGGGAUCCAAAGAAACGGCCUACAGCAAGUCAGGCAUUGAAGUAUCCUUACUUUCAAGUGGGCCAAGUUUUAGGACCGCCUCCACAAUAUUUGGAUCAGAAACAGUCUCAUCCCAAAUCAAUUCAAGCAGCAGAUCCAAAGCCGUCUCUAUCCAAGCUGGACCCUGUAUCAAAAUUAGAACCCGUAUCUAAGCCAGAAUCUCAGUCUUCACCAGAAGCACUUGAUAAGUUUCAGCUGCAGUGUGUAUCAAAGAAUAGCCAGCAGCCCCUCCAGGCAAUUCAGUUGCCACAGAAUGCAACCAAUCAUCAACCAUCAAAGCAGCAGCAUUCCUUCCUUCCAGCCAUCAAUAAAAAUUCAACACCAAAGCAGAUAGCCAUAGGACCGUCAAAUGGUGCAGUAGGCCUAAAAAAUUGUCGGCGCCGAUGGGGGCAGACUAUGUUACAGGCGAUGGAUAGCUGGGACAAUUUGGAUGACUCCGAAUUUGGGAUUUCGUAUUCUAAGAAGCCUAGCAUCACCAUGUUAAGUGAAAAGAAAACAAAGGAAUCUCUUUUUAGUGUUCCUGGGUGUAUGUCCCCCAGAUCUGGCCAAUCAGGAGAAAACAAAGUUCUGAAGAGAAAUGACUCUGGAAUAUCCACAACUUCAGCAAAACAGUACUACUUAAAACAGUCAAGAUACCUACCUGGUGUAAACCCUAAGAAUGUCUCCUCAGGAGCAGCCAGUAAAGAAGGAUCUCACGGUAACUGGAAUAAUUCCAUGUUUUCAAAACCGAUGGCACCAAUUGCAGGACUGUCUUUCAGCAGAGUCAGUGCAGAAGAAAACUUAAUUAAACCAAUUGAAAAACUGUCAUGCAAAGAAAGAGUGAAUGAAAAAUUAGAGGACCCAAAAGGAAAUCCUGGCUUUGUAGGAGCUGCUUACAAUACCACUGGAUAUAUUCCUUCCUUUCACAAAAAGGAGGUUGGUUCAGCUGGUCAAAGGAUACAACUAGCACCUCUUGGUCCAUCAGCAACUGAAUAUGCAGAAUAUGCUUGGAAAACGAAAGCUGCUCGUUCUCAGUUACCAGGGCCGACAUACAACCCAGCAGCAAAAGGCAUGAACAUUUUAACUCGCCCACCUCCAGUGCAACCCAUCCAUGGAAGGACUGACUGGGUGGCCAAGUAUGGCGGGCAUCGAUAGGAGGGCUUGCUCCCACUAUGUAUGCUUUACUGUGACGGUUAUACACUUCCCUUCAUUUACUUCCGGGACGCUUUAAAGCACGUUUCUACUAAUAGAAUAUCAAUUCUGGAAAGAACCGAGAGCCUGUAUUUUAUUACCUCUAGGGGAAAACCAAUAAUAAAUACAUUUUACUUAGAAAGCAUUCUUCAAAAUAGUGUCUCUAAGGUAGGGUUGUUGUUUGUUUUUUAAUUUUGUUUACAUUACAAAGUAUUCUAUAAAGUAUAUUGCCAAAACGAAUGAGUAUUUCAACUCUUUCUAGGUAAGUUUUUAUUUGAUCCCUUUGAUGUUUCCUUUUAAAAAUGUUUUUAAAUGACAUAAAAAAGCAAAUGCACAUGUUUGCCAUUGAGCAACUGUGAGUCCUUUCUAUGCGCAGAAGAGCAGAUGUGCAAAAUGUAGGGUAAAGGGCGACUUUCAAACAGAUGUUGCUUCCAGAACAUUUACAGAUGAAAUCAGAUUUGAA